CUCUUGGGGGAGACUUUAAUAAGCGACCUACACUUAUUGUUUAUACUGGAAAUUACGCAAACUAGUUGUCUGGUGUUUGUUUUACGAAUUUCUUAAAUAAUCAAAUAUGCUUCCUCUUUCUCUACUGAGGACUGCCCAGAACCAUCCCAUGCUGGUUGAACUGAAAAAUGGGGAGACUUACAACGGUCAUCUGGUAAGCUGCGACAAUUGGAUGAACAUCAACCUUCGGGAAGUUAUAUGUACAUCAAGGGACGGUGACAAGUUCUGGAAGAUGCCAGAGUGUUACAUCAGAGGGAGCACAAUCAAGUACCUGCGGAUCCCUGAUGAGGUGAUUGACAUGGUGAAGGAAGACAUUGUACUCAAAUCUAGAGGAAGAGGAGAAAUGAAGGGGAGGGGAGGGGGUCAAAGAGGAGGCCGAGGUGGUGGCAGAGGGUCUUUCGGUGGGAGAGGUGGUCGGCCAGGAGGUCCUUUAGGAAGGGGAGGAACUGGUAGGAACCCUCCCAACAAGAAUAAGGGGAAAUAAGUCAACAGUACAUAAUAUUUAACAAUCAUGUACAUAGUAAUUUAAGUUAAGAAAUACAAAAUAAUUUAAGAUUAGGAUUAACAAUGUUUUGUUGUAUUCCAUUUAUUUUUUGAAAAUUAAAUUAAAUUAAUUGUUUCAUAUGAAAGUGAUAAUGUUUAUGUUUUCUUGUUUAGUAUUAUCGUAAUAAUAAAACUCAAUAUACUAUUCUUUGGUAAAAACUGC
Messenger RNA from Homalodisca vitripennis (glassy-winged sharpshooter), 745 nucleotides. Its product is annotated as U6 snRNA-associated Sm-like protein LSm4. Lineage: Eukaryota; Metazoa; Arthropoda; Insecta; Hemiptera; Cicadellidae. Gene Ontology annotation, molecular function: U6 snRNA binding. Gene Ontology annotation, biological process: spliceosomal snRNP assembly; P-body assembly; mRNA splicing, via spliceosome. Gene Ontology annotation, cellular component: spliceosomal tri-snRNP complex; U6 snRNP; P-body. The transcript is spliced from 5 exons. The record is from RefSeq and is a predicted model, not a curated record. The coding region runs from base 107 to 523 and encodes 138 amino acids.